AAUAUUGCAAACAAAAUGUCAUUUAUGUUUUCCAAAAUUCUAAGAAGAUUAUUCGUAAAUCUAAAUGUUUCUAAGUGCAAUAGUCACACUAUGCAUCAAAUAUCUGAUGUUUCUUUCCACGAAGAUGUUGGAAAACGUAUAAAACUACAGGGUUGGGUAAAGGCAGUUAGAAAGAUGAAAAACAGUGUUUUCGUUGAUCUCAACGACGGAUCCUCGAAAAUAUUACAAAUUGUUAUACCAAAAGAUAAGAAACCAGAUAAAUUGAGUUAUGGAAGCAGCAUCAAAGCAGAAGGAACAUUAGUUCUUGCUGAAAAUGGUAGUAUUGAAUUACAUGCAAAUGAUGUUACAGUAAUUGGUACAUGCGACGUUAUGGCUGGAUACCCUUUUGCCCCGAGAAAAGUAUAUAGCGAUGAAUAUGUUAGGAAAUAUUUGCACUUAAGACCAAGGACUAAAAGUUUCUCAAGCUUAUUAAGAUUGCGUAGUUCAGCAUCUACAGCUAUUGUAAAUUAUUUCCAAUCUAGAAAUUUUAUUAAUGUACAUACUCCAAUUUUAACCUCGAAUGAUUGCGAAGGCGCAGGUGAAUUAUUUCUAGUAAAACCACAUUCUGCCAAACUAUUGAAAAGGAAAGAUGUUUCGGACGAUGAAUCAUAUUUUAAUACCAGAACUUUCUUAACAGUUUCUGGACAAUUACAUUUAGAAACUGUUGCAAGAGCUCUUUUAAAGGUAUAUAAUUUUGGGCCAGCGUUUAGAGCUGAAAAUUCUAAAUCAAGAUUGCAUUUAUCUGAAUUUUACAUGUUAGAAGCUGAAAUGGCAUUUAUUGAUAAUAUUGAUGAUAUAAUGGAUGAAGUUGAACAGUUGAUAACAUAUGUUACCAAAGAUAUGAUUGAAAACUGUACUUCUGAUAUUCGUACAAUUGGCGGCCACGAACCAAAGUGGUUGAAUCAAAAGUUCAUACGUAUAACUUAUGAUGAUGCAAUUAAGAUUUUAGAAAAUAAUGUUGAACAAUUCGGUCAGCCUAUUGCAUAUGGAUGUCCAUUGACAAAGGAACAUGAAUUAUUUUUAGUAGAAUAUCACAAUAAUAUUCCAACAUUUGUCAUAAAUUGGCCAAAAGAAAUCAAACCUUUUUAUAUGAAAGAAUGUAACGAUGAUACUUCAAAGGUUGCUGCUAUGGAUCUCUUAGUACCUGAAGUAGGGGAGUUAGUAGGAGGGAGUAUUCGUGAAGAUGAUUAUGAAAAAUUAAAAUCAAAAUUACCUUUAGCAUCAAAUCUUUCUUGGUAUUUAGAACUUCGUCAAUAUGGCAAUGUUACAACAGGUGGUUUUGGAAUGGGGUUUGAAAGAUUUUUACAAAGUCUAUUGGGAAUAUCAAACAUUAAGGAUACUAUUGCCUUUCCUAGAUGGCCACAUAAUUGCAGUUUAUGAAUAAAGAUUUCAGGAUUGUUGUCUACUUGAUUAUUCCCAAACAUAACAGCUAUUGUCUACUAUUAAAAUACUAAAUGAAAGCCAUUUUAUUUGGUAAAAGUAAAGUAAACACGAAUAGAUUAAAAUAAGGCAAACACAUUUUGUAGAUAAAUAUAUCUGAUGUUUUAAGGACAUGAAGGUAAUAUUAAA
This is a messenger RNA of Colletes gigas, 1608 nucleotides long. It is a transcript of the gene AsnRS-m, whose product is annotated as probable asparagine--tRNA ligase, mitochondrial. Gene Ontology annotation, biological process: asparaginyl-tRNA aminoacylation. Gene Ontology annotation, cellular component: mitochondrion. Gene Ontology annotation, molecular function: asparagine-tRNA ligase activity; nucleic acid binding; ATP binding. The record is from RefSeq and is a predicted model, not a curated record. Lineage: Eukaryota; Metazoa; Arthropoda; Insecta; Hymenoptera; Colletidae. The transcript has 4 exons. Bases 16 to 1419 code for a protein of 467 amino acids.